AUGGCUGUUCAAGGUUUAACAAAGAAACCUUCAGAUUUUGAGCUGGCUCAUAGGAGUGGGAGUCUUUUUAGUACCAAGAUCCAAGCUGCCCAACCACCACAAAAAUACAAAACCACAAAACUUUCUACAUACACUGGGAAAGAGGACCCAGUGGGUGAAAGGGCAGCUAAUAUUUUGAAGCAUCUCUUUCCUCCUCCAAAGCCAGAAACAAAACGCAUAAUUACUUUUGCCAAUCAGUCUGACUAUAUUUCAUUUAGGCAUCAUAUUUAUGAGAAGCAGUCCGGUCCAAAGUCCGUUGAGCUCAAGGAGAUUGGUCCUCGGUUUGAGUUGCGGCUUUUCCAGAUAAAGUUAGGAACAGUAGAUCAAAGUGAAGCACAGACUGAAUGGGUCAUCCGACCUUAUAUGAAUACAUCAAAGAAGAGGAAGUUUCUUGGGGAUUAACACAACUGCAUCACCCACUUUACUCUUGCUUUUCAUAAGUAGAUGAUUUUUGUUUUGUUCAAAUUCCUCCUAACUAAUAUUCUUCUAGAAAGAAAUGUAGUUUUUUACGUACUCGACAUGUUAUGUCUUUCUAUGCCAUUCUUUAGUGAAUGGUCAUUUCCCAAUUGGUGGUCAAUGUAAAAUUUUUGAUAGUAAGAUCUUAAUAUUGAGCCUGUUUUGCAUACCACAAA
Humulus lupulus (European hop) is the source of this 671-nucleotide messenger RNA. RefSeq lists its product as uncharacterized. NCBI's taxonomy places the organism in Eukaryota, Viridiplantae, Streptophyta, Magnoliopsida, Rosales, Cannabaceae. The transcript is spliced from 4 exons. The coding region runs from base 1 to 441 and encodes 146 amino acids. Gene Ontology annotation, molecular function: snoRNA binding; rRNA primary transcript binding. Gene Ontology annotation, biological process: rRNA processing. The record is from RefSeq and is a predicted model, not a curated record. Gene Ontology annotation, cellular component: nucleolus; small-subunit processome; Mpp10 complex.